Molecule: messenger RNA, 672 nt
Organism: Fraxinus pennsylvanica
Lineage: Eukaryota; Viridiplantae; Streptophyta; Magnoliopsida; Lamiales; Oleaceae
Source: the annotation of a GenBank genome assembly
AUGGAUGCAGUGAACGUAUUUGUUAGUCAUGGAACAAAUACAUUUGGUCUACUUGUUCCUUGUGGUUGCAGUUUCGUGAAUUUUGUAGAUAUGAUAUCGAAAGAACUGGAGGUCGACGUUAGUCGUCACUGUAUCAAUAUUCAGUAUAGUGCAGAUGAGGGUAUGUAUCCAAUCCGUAUUACGAAUGACAGUUCCCUACAAUUUUACCUGGUGCUUAAGCGUAAGGAUCCACGCAUCACGACAUAUGCACUACGUAUCCACUUGACUGAUGUCUUGAACUCCACAAACAUUACCUUUCCAAAUGAUUUGAUAUCGGGAAUUGAGGUAUCGGUGCUGGAGUCUACAGACGACAAAGUUCCAAAUGAUUUGAUAUCAGGAAUUGAGGUAUCGGGGCUGGAGUCUACAGACGACAAAGGUGAAGAGAUGACAAAUAUAGCUAAUAAGCCUGAUGUGCAAUUUUGGAGUAAUGUUAAUGAUGUGAAUCUGAAUGAUAUCCUCCCACCCAAUUCAAAGAGACCAGCUGGGCGACCGAAGAAUUCUCGGAGGCGAACAAGGCUCGAAUCCAUUAAUCCAGUCAUGUGCGGACGUUGUAGAGGGAAAGGUCAUAAUAAAAGAACAUGUAAUCAACCACUCCCGCUUUGCCAUGUGAGAAAACGAAAGCGCGGCUCAUAA